AUGAUCCUUAAAUACGACCCUGAGUUUCAGGCCGUACACGAUGCAUUCGAAAAGAAUUUCAAGCUUGAGCCUCUGUCUUUAGAUUAUAUCGAGAGCUCUGCUAGAAGACGUGAAGCGUCCAUGCAAGCCUUUAUCCCGAAACAGGUGGUUCAUCCAGACAUGGAGCAAGCCACUCACCCUAUCGUUACUUCUGACGGCCAUGCUAUCACAGUCGUCAGCUUUAGAAAAAGAGACCCCCAAUCGAGCCCUGGACCAGCUCUUCUUCAUUUCCACGGAGGGGGCAGGAUAAUGGGAUCAGCCGAGGGGGGAGCAAUGAUAUUGUCAGCCCUGGUUAUGGAAACCUCUAUCCCCAUCUUUAGUGUCAAUUAUCGACUUGCUCCUAAAUUCAAGGGCCCCAUUCCUGCUCUAGAUGGCUACGCCGCCUUGCUUUGGUUGCAAAACAGAGCAGAUGAGUUCAACGUGGACCCGGCAAGAAUUGCCCUCCUUGGCUAUAGCGGAGGUGGAGGUGUUGCUGCCGGCGUGGGUUUGAUCACCCGUGACCGGAACCUACAGCCUCCUCAAGCCAAGCAGAUUCUGAUCUACCCGAUGCUCGACGACCGCAAUCUGGUAGAGAAUAAGGGUCUGAAGCCUUGA
Messenger RNA from Fusarium mangiferae, 633 nucleotides. RefSeq lists its product as uncharacterized. Gene Ontology annotation, molecular function: hydrolase activity. Bases 1 to 633 code for a protein of 210 amino acids. Lineage: Eukaryota; Fungi; Ascomycota; Sordariomycetes; Hypocreales; Nectriaceae. The record is from RefSeq and is a predicted model, not a curated record. The transcript has a single exon.